Drosophila rhopaloa is the source of this 1302-nucleotide messenger RNA. RefSeq names its product probable RNA 3'-terminal phosphate cyclase-like protein (gene Rtc1). Gene Ontology annotation, molecular function: RNA endonuclease activity. The coding region runs from base 103 to 1254 and encodes 383 amino acids. Gene Ontology annotation, cellular component: nucleolus. The record is from RefSeq and is a predicted model, not a curated record. The transcript is spliced from 3 exons. Gene Ontology annotation, biological process: ribosome biogenesis; endonucleolytic cleavage of tricistronic rRNA transcript (SSU-rRNA, 5.8S rRNA, LSU-rRNA). NCBI's taxonomy places the organism in Eukaryota, Metazoa, Arthropoda, Insecta, Diptera, Drosophilidae.
AGCGAUAACCCGCCGAUUGCCGUUGUUUACCUCCUUUCAACGCACGUGCCUUGAGGUUUUUUUUUAAUCUUUGGAUUAAUUUGAGCAUUUAGGGACUCAAAGAUGCCGCCCGUUGCCCAGGAGGGCAAUUGCCUGAUUUACCGCGGCAGCAACUUCCUCAAGCAGCGCCUUAUCCUCGCCUGCCUGUCCGGCAAACCGGUGAAGAUCACCCAAAUCCGUGCGGAGGAUGAGAUGGCCCCUGGUUUGCGGGAAUACGAAAUAAAUUUCAUCCGCCUCCUGGACAAGAUCACCAACGGAACCAAGAUCGAGCUCAAUCCCGCAGGCACGAGUGUCAUGUUCUCUCCGGGAUUGCUACACGGCGGUCAGAUCCAUCAUGAUUGCUGUGUCCAACGUGGAAUUGGCUAUUAUUUGGACGCCCUAAUUGCCUUGGGGCCGUUCUGCAAGAAUCCGCUACAGUGCAGUCUGCGCGGCGUGACCAACAGCAAGGACUCGCCAUCGGUCGAUCACAUCAAAGGUGCAGCGCUGUCUCUGCUCAAGCGAUUCCUCCUGGUCGACGAGGGUCUCGAACUGAAGGUCAUCCGCCGUGGAGUUGCUCCUCUGGGCGGCGGAGAGAUCACCUUUCGCUGUCCGGUGCGGAAGAGUCUGCGUGCCAUCCAAUUCCAGUCGCAGGGCAUGGUCAAACGCAUCCGUGGGACAGUUUAUGCCUGCAAAGUAUCCCCCGCGAUGGCCAAUCGCACCGUGGAAGCUGCCAAGGGCUGUAUGCUGAAGUUCCUGCCCGAUGUCUAUAUCUAUACCGAUCAGAACAAGGGCAAGAUGUCGGGAAAUUCACCUGGAUUUGGCAUUUGUCUGAUUGCGGAGACCACAGAUGGAGUGUGCUUCGCCGCCGAUUGUAAUUCCAACACAAGGGAGGAGUCGGACACACCUUCCAUACCCGAGGAUCUGGGCCAGGAAGUAGCAAUGCGUUUGUUAGACGAGAUUUACCGCGGUGGCUGUGUGGAUUCCAGUUACCAAUGGCUGGCAGCACUCUAUAUAGCUUUGGGCCAAAAGCACGUAUCCAAAUUCCUCACAGGUGCUCUGUCCACUUACACGGUUCACUUCCUGCAACACCUGCGCGACUUUUUCUCGAUCACCUUUAAGCUGGAGAAUCCCGAAGCGGAAGACGAGGACGAUGCGGAGGAUGUGCGAGGUGCCCAAAAGGUACUUAUGGCUUGUGUCGGGAUCGGCUACACGAACAUAAACAAGCGUGUGACAUAAACUGUUCUCUAGGCUAAGAAUAAACUAUUUUUUAUGACAAAUUAUAAA